AUGGUAUAUUACAAGAAGAAAUGCUAUAGCCUGGCAGGUGCACAGAAAUUGUUCACUGAGGUCGAAGGAACUUGUAGCGGAAAGUAUGGCUUUAUCAUAGCUGUCACCACAAUUGACAACAUUGGAGUUGGUCACAUCCAACCAGGACGUGGAUUUGUUGUGUAUCCUGUCAAAUAUAAGGCUAUUGUUUUCAGACCAUUUAAAGGCGAAGUUCUGGAUGCUGUAGUCAUGCAAGUAAACAAGGUUGGGUUGUUCACUGAGAUAGGACCUCUUUCAUGCUUUGUGUCACGCCAUUCAAUCCCAUCAGAUAUGGAUUUUGAUCCAAACUCUAACCCACCAUGUUAUAAAACAAGAGAUGAGGACAAUGUGAUUCAACAGGAUGAUGAAAUUCGUCUCAGAAUAGUAGGAACCAGGGUUGACGCUAAUGAUAUUGUAAGUUCUGUGAUUCCAUGUGUUUAGUAGAUCGUUGUUCUUUAAGCCUCAACUUCUUUACAUCAAUUUGCUACUUCUUCAUACUGUCUUCUUUGGAACUAGCAAGUAGAACUUGUCUAACAGUCAAGACCUUCUUGAGUUUGUGAUCAUUUCCUUUAUUCUCAUGGCCUAAAUGUAUGAUUC
Messenger RNA from Pocillopora damicornis (cauliflower coral), 615 nucleotides. Its product is annotated as DNA-directed RNA polymerase II subunit RPB7. The record is from RefSeq and is a predicted model, not a curated record. Gene Ontology annotation, molecular function: translation initiation factor binding; single-stranded RNA binding; single-stranded DNA binding. Gene Ontology annotation, biological process: positive regulation of translational initiation; DNA-templated transcription; positive regulation of nuclear-transcribed mRNA poly(A) tail shortening. Gene Ontology annotation, cellular component: P-body; RNA polymerase II, core complex. NCBI's taxonomy places the organism in Eukaryota, Metazoa, Cnidaria, Anthozoa, Scleractinia, Pocilloporidae.